Molecule: messenger RNA, 1161 nt
Organism: Kwoniella botswanensis
Lineage: Eukaryota; Fungi; Basidiomycota; Tremellomycetes; Tremellales; Cryptococcaceae
Product: uroporphyrinogen decarboxylase
Exons: 3
Coding region: 1-1161 (386 amino acids)
Biological process (GO): heme biosynthetic process
Cellular component (GO): cytosol
Molecular function (GO): uroporphyrinogen decarboxylase activity
Source: RefSeq, a predicted model, not a curated record
AUGUCAACUUCUGCCGAAUACACCGUACCGAAAUUGACCAACGUCGAUAAAUGGAGGGAAAUCGAACAGUCUUUCCCUCCGUUGAAGAACGACCUGUUACUUCGUGCUGCCAGGGGUGAAGAGACUGAGAGAGCCCCCGUGUGGGUCAUGAGGCAGGCAGGGAGGUAUUUACCUGAAUUCCUUGAAGUUCGCAAAUCUCAUUCAUUUUUCGAAUGUUGUCAAACCCCCUCCAUCGCCUCUCAACUCACCCUACAACCUAUCGAUCGAUAUCCCCGAUUGGACGCAUCCAUCAUAUUCUGUGAUAUCCUCGUUGUCCCUCAGGCAUUAGGAAUGGAAGUAUUGAUGGAACCUUCCAAAGGUCCAGUCUUACCUGCUCCUAUACGUACACCCUCCGACCUGAGUCGAUUGAACCAAGACGUAGAUGUACAGAAAGAAUUGGGUUACCUGUUCGAAGCUAUAACCCUCACUCGAAAGGGUCUGGGAGGGAGAGUACCACUGAUAGGGUUCUCCGGUGCUCCAUGGACGUUAAUGGCGUACAUGUGCGAAGGAGGUGGUUCAAAAACUUUCGAAAAUUCAAAAUCUUGGUUAUACAAGUAUCCAAAAGAGAGUAAAGAGCUGUUGAGGAAGGUAGCGGAUGUUUGUGCGGAUCUGUUGGUUGGUCAGGUGUUGGCUGGUGCUCAGAUGCUCCAAGUAUUCGAUUCCUGGGCCGGUGAAUUAACACCCUACCAAUACGCCGAAUUCGCCUUACCUCCAUGUAUCUACAUCUCUCACAAGGUCAAAUCAAUCUUGAGACAACUAGGUCAUCCCGGAGUGGCCAUAACGCUCUUCGCAAAAGGUGCCAACGCUCCUUCUACCUUCAAACUCCUAUCCGACCCAAAGGUAACAGGGUAUGAUACCUUGGGAUUGGACUGGACAGUUGAUCCAGUGGAAGUAAGGGAGUAUGUGGGCCGAAAGGUCAACUUACAAGGUAAUUUCGAUCCGACGGUGUUGUACGGUGGUAAAGAAGGUAUAGAAAGGGAAGUUGAGAGGCUCAGUGAGAGAUGGAAGGCGGCUGGAGGAGGUUGGAUAGCUAACUUGGGUCAUGGGAUCACACCGAAUGUCAAACCUGAAGAUAUGGGUUGGUUCUUGGAGUGUGUACACAAGUAUUCAAAGAGGGCGUAA